GUUAUAGUGUAAUUAAUUAGAUGGAGGUUUCUCUUCUCACUCUAAUAACAAGCUCGAGGUUUCAACUGCUUCUCGCAGUGUGCACUCUACUGGCGCUACCACAGCUCAUAUUCGCGAGCACGACGAGAUACUACAAUUUCGAUAUAAGACGACAAAAUGUGACGCGACUGUGCCACACGAGAAGCAUCCCGACAGUGAAUGGCCAGUUCCCGGGGCCUAAGAUCGUCGUCAGGGAGGGUGACCGCGUGAUCGUGAAGGUGACUAACAACAUUCUGAACAACGUCACUCUUCACUGGCACGGAGUUCGACAAUUACAAAGCGGUUGGUCCGAUGGCCCGGCCUACGUAACCCAAUGCCCGAUCCAAACGGGCCAAAGUUAUGCAUACAACUUCACCAUAGUGGGCCAAAGAGGGACUCUGUUUUGGCACGCCCACAUAUCUUGGAUGAGGUAUUCUCUGUAUGGGCCAAUCAUUAUUCUCCCCAAAAUUGGUCUCCCUUACCCCUUUCCUAAACCCUACAAGGAAGUGCCAAUUAUCUUCGGGGAGUGGUUUAAUGUUGACCCUGAAGCAGUUAUUGCGCAGGCCUUGCGAACGGGCGGUAGCCCAAAUGUGUCCGACGCGUACAUCAUUAAUGGGCUUCCCGGCCCAUUGUAUAAUUGUUCGAGCAAUGGUAAUAUUACCAAACAAAGUGCACCAUCAGACACAUUCAAACUGAAGGUGAAGCCCGGGAAAACGUAUCUCCUCCGCAUGAUAAACGCUGCACUCAACGACGAGCUCUUCUUCAGCAUUGCCAACCACACCCUCACCAUUGUCGACGUCGACGGCGUCUACGUCAAGCCCUUCAACUCCAACGUCAUCCUCAUCACCCCUGGUCAAACCACCAACGUCCUACUCCGCACCAAACCCACGGCCCCAAACGCAUUUUUCCUCAUGGCGGCGCGUCCUUACGCCACGGGCCUCGGCACCUUCGACAACACCACCACCUCCGCCAUCCUCGAAUACCGUCCUAAGCCAUCCAAAUAUUACAACAUUACAUUCCCACUAUUUAAACCGACGCUGCCUGUGCUAAACGACACCGUCUUUGCCGCAAACUUUAGCAGUAACCUACGCAGCCUAGCGAACAGGCAGUACCCCGCCAACGUGCCGCAGAACGUGGACAAGCGCUUCUUCUUCACCGUCGGGCUCGGCACGAGCCCGUGCCCGCACAACCGAACAUGUCAGGGACCCAACGGAACAAAAUUCGCUGCCACAGUCAACAACAUCUCGUGGGCCCUACCCGACACGGCCAUUUUACAGGCCCAUUUCUACGGUAGGUCCAACGGGAUCUACGCAACGGAUUUUCCGGUCCAACCCCCCUUUCCGUUCAACUACACGGGGACGCCGCCGAACAACACACUGGUGAGCAACGGAACGAAGGUGGUGGUGGUACCGUUUAAUACGAGUGUGGAGUUAGUUAUGCAGGAUACUAGUGUACUAGGCGCGGAGAGCCACCCCUUGCACCUGCACGGGUUCAAUUUCUUUGUAGUGGGUCAAGGGUUCGGGAAUUAUGACACGGUGAACGACCCGGCCCGGUUCAAUUUGGUCGACCCGGUUGAGAGGAACACAGUCGGGGUUCCUGAUGGGGGGUGGGUCGCCAUCCGUUUUUUCGCCGACAAUCCGGGUGUAUGGCUGAUGCAUUGCCACCUAGACGUGCACACCAGCUGGGGGCUGAGGAUGGCGUGGGUGGUGAACGAUGGGCCCCUCCCUAAUCAAAAGCUGCCUCCUCCGCCGUCCGAUCUUCCCGAGUGUUGAAGAUCGACUGGGGGCGAAGUUUGGUGUCAACUUCUUAUAUCUCUAUCUUCCGCUCACCAAUUUAUAACGCAGGGCUUCAUUUGCAUGGUUUUUUUUUGCAUUUUUUGUUAAUUUCUUUACAUCUUUGAAAACAGGAGAAACACAGAUAGAUUUGUUUUAGGCGCUUUAUUAGAGUUUUUCCAGAUGCCAUGGUGAUAAAAAUAUAAUCAUGCCAAACUUGUGUCAUCUCAUUUGUCU
This is a messenger RNA of Ananas comosus (pineapple), 2027 nucleotides long. Its product is annotated as laccase-10-like. Gene Ontology annotation, biological process: lignin catabolic process. Gene Ontology annotation, cellular component: apoplast. Bases 21 to 1790 code for a protein of 589 amino acids. Gene Ontology annotation, molecular function: copper ion binding; hydroquinone:oxygen oxidoreductase activity. The transcript has 6 exons. Lineage: Eukaryota; Viridiplantae; Streptophyta; Magnoliopsida; Poales; Bromeliaceae. The record is from RefSeq and is a predicted model, not a curated record.